AUGAAGCUGGAGUCUAGAAGAGGAGUCAUGAAGCUGAAGUCUAGAGGAAGAGUCAUGAAGCUGGAGUCUAGAAGAGGAGUCAUGAAGCUGAAGUCUAGAGGAAGAGUCAUGAAGCUGGAGUCUAGAAGAGGAGUCAUUAAGCUGGAGUCUAGAGGAGGAGUCAUGAAGCUGGAGUCUAGAGAAGAAGGAGAUGAGGGAGUCAUGAAGGAGUCUGGAGAAGGAAGACAUAGUUUGAGUAGAGGAUACAGUCAUGAAUCUGGCGUGGUGAGAAAAGAGUCAUGCAGCUGGAGUCUAGAAGAAAGAGUCAUAAAGCUGGAGUCAAGAGGAGGGAGUCAUGAAGCUCGAGUCUUGAGGAGAGAGUCAUGA
Physella acuta is the source of this 366-nucleotide messenger RNA. RefSeq lists its product as uncharacterized. The record is from RefSeq and is a predicted model, not a curated record. NCBI's taxonomy places the organism in Eukaryota, Metazoa, Mollusca, Gastropoda, Physidae.